Molecule: messenger RNA, 1668 nt
Organism: Melopsittacus undulatus (budgerigar)
Lineage: Eukaryota; Metazoa; Chordata; Aves; Psittaciformes; Psittaculidae
Product: protein NipSnap homolog 3A
Exons: 6
Coding region: 50-832 (260 amino acids)
Cellular component (GO): mitochondrion
Source: RefSeq, a predicted model, not a curated record
GUCGACUGCGGACGGAGGCGUUUGCUUUGCUCUAAGCCUGCCGCUCGCCAUGCUGCCCCUGGGGACGCUCCGUCGGCCCCUCGCUCUCGCCGCCCGCCUGUCCUGGGCCUGGGCCCGGGCCCGGGCCCGGGCCCGGGCCCCCCCGCAGGUACUUGCAUUCCUUGCUACAGGGCCCAGGCAAGAUAAUAGUGUUUUCUAUGAAAUUCGCACGUACGAUAUUAAGCCAUCAAAGAUGAAGGAGUUUGUGGAUAUGGCCAACAAGUACUUUCACCUUCGCGCAGCUCACUCGGAGAUGGUGGGAAUCUGGUCUGCAGAGCUGGGAGCCAUGAAUAAGGUGGUCCACGUUUGGAAGUACGAUAACUUUGCCCACAGAGCAGCAGUUCGACAUGCACUAGCCAAUGACAAAGACUGGCAGGGAAAAUUCAUCUCUCCAGCUCUCCCCUUGAUAGAAAAGCAGUACAAUGAGGUUGCUUAUCUGGUACCCUGGUGUCAGCUUGAGAAGCCUCCAAAAGAAGGGGGGGUAUACGAAUGGGUUACUUUCCAGAUGAAACCUGGUGGGCCAGCAUUGUGGGGUGAAGCAUUUCAAGCUGCAAUCAAUGCUCACAUCAAUACAGGUUACACCAAACUGAUUGGUGUUUUCCACACAGAGUACGGAUUUCUUAACACAGUCCAUGUGAUCUGGUGGAAUGAGAGUCCAGAUCACCGGGCAGCAGGAAGGCACAGAGCUCAUGAAGACGCCAGAGUGGUAGCAGCUGUGCGGGACAGUGUCAGAUUCUUGGAGUCCCAGCAAAAUAUGCUCCUAAUGCCUCUGCCAUGCUCGUCACUGAAGUAACCCUCUAAGGAUGCAACUGAUGGCAGAAAGGACAAGACAGAAGUGCUGUCAGGAAGUGCUAUAAGAUGGAUUGUCAAACCCUCGCGACCUCAGCUGUUCUUCAGUUUACAGUAAAUAGAUGCAAAACAUUGAUGACUAGCAGUGUAAAUCAGUAAAAUUUUGCACCCUGAUAGCAAUUGCUGAGUUUAUGGUGAUACUCCUGCCUCCCCAGGAAACAAAACUUGAGCCCUAUCACUUACGGCAUGAACCACACUUUACCCAUCUUUUAAUUUCUUAGUUUAUGAUACGUGUCUGCAUAGGUAGAUCACUUACCAAACCUUGCAAGUUAAGUGCUCUUUUCCAUCACAGCUCAGAGCCAGUAUCAUUUUCAUAAUGGGCUUUGGUGACUCUUGUUAAUUACCACAUCUUGGAUAUUGCAUACUGGGUUAAGAAGGAAUGCCCCCACAUAUCUGUUAACCAAUUAUGUUUUAAUUAGGCUCCUUACUGGGAUGCUUUGUAUUAGUUCCGAAUCAUGAAAAACAUCAAUGUGGCUGGAAUUGCACCUAGGGUGGUGCUGCAGUGGAGCUGGUCUGGUAGUGUGUCCCAGUGAACUCUGCUGCAAUACAAGUAUUUAUUCAAUUCAGCUCUUUCCUUUCUUGUUCAGUAGGCACUUUCUCAAAACUGUAGAUGAUACACGUAAUGCUUUUCCUUAGGUAUCUUAAUAUUUCUCUAGGCUGUCAAAUAGGCUAUCUUGUUCAACUGUGUAGUUAAACUCAGCUGAAAGUCUUCUAAAUACUUUUUGCCAGACUGUUAAAAGCUAAAUAAAUGUGUAUAGAGCAUGAAUUCUAUUGCUUACA